Molecule: messenger RNA, 6864 nt
Organism: Prinia subflava (tawny-flanked prinia)
Lineage: Eukaryota; Metazoa; Chordata; Aves; Passeriformes; Cisticolidae
Gene: POLR3A
Product: RNA polymerase III subunit A
Exons: 31
Coding region: 867-5039 (1390 amino acids)
Biological process (GO): DNA-templated transcription
Cellular component (GO): RNA polymerase III complex
Molecular function (GO): DNA binding
Source: RefSeq, a predicted model, not a curated record
CCGCGGCCAAUCAUAAGGCGGCGCGGGGUCCUUCCCGCCGGGGCGGGGUUGUGCGUGGGGCUGUCUGUGGCAGAGCCGGAGCUGGCGGGAAAUAGCGGCAGGCGCGGUGUGGGUGCCUGACCGGCCCGGCCCGGGGCAGCCCCGUGAGCGCCGUGCGACGAGCCCGGCCGAGCUCAGCCCCGCCGUGCGCCGCGCUCAGCCCCGCCGUGUGCCGCGCUGCCGCGGGGCUGGCUCCGCCGUGCACCCUGGGCGUCCCCCCGCUGGUGACCCAGGGCUGCUGUGGGACACGCAGAGCCACGGACCGAACGUGGCGGCGCAGCCGUGGCCGAGGAGCUGCUUAGGGCUCGGGGAGCUGGGCCUCCUCAGCCUCGAGGAGAGACGACUGAGCGGGGCCCUCGUUCAUGUGCACAGGCUGGGAGGGGGUCAGAGAGCGCAGCCGCGCUCGGCUCCGGGUGUCGGGGAAUUGGCCAAGGGGCGAUGGGCAGGCGAUGCUCAGGAAGCUCCGCCUGAACGUGAGAAGCAAUUUCUGUGCCGUGCACUAACCGCGCACGGGAACAGGGAGGCGGAGCGGCGGUGCGGGCUCCCCGAGCGCAGAUAGAUAGCCCCGAGCGGCGGUGCGGGCUCCCCGAGCGGCGGUGCGGGCUCCCCGAGCGCAGAUAGAUACCCUGAGCGGCGGUGCGGGCUCCCCGAGCGCAGAUAGAUAGCCCCGAGCGGCGGUGCGGGCUCCCCGAGCGCUGAUAGAUACCCCGAGCGGCGGUGCGGGCUCCCCGAGCGCAGAUAGAUAGCCCCGAGCGGCGGUGCCGGCAGGGAGGGCUUCAGGCAGAGGCCGCGCUGACCGCCCCGGCCCGGGCCCCGCCGCCGCCACGAUGGUGAAGGAGCAGUUCAGGGAGACGGAUGUGGCCAAGAAAAUAAGCCACAUCUGUUUUGGGAUGAAAUCUCCAGAAGAGAUGCGUCAGCAAGCUCACAUUCAAGUGGUCAGCAAAAAUUUGUACAGUCAGGACAACCACCACUCCCCACUGCAGUAUGGAGUGCUGGACCAUCGCAUGGGAACCAGUGAAAAAGACCGUCCCUGUGAAACCUGUGGGAAAAGUCUGGCUGAUUGUUUAGGGCAUUAUGGGUACAUCGACUUAGAACUACCUUGUUUUCAUGUGGGGUACUUCAAAGCUGUGAUAGGCAUCUUACAGAUGAUUUGCAAAACCUGUUGCCGCAUCAUGCUGUCAGUGGAAGAGAAAAAGCAGUUUUUAGAUUACCUGAAACGACCUGGCCUUACAUAUCUUCAGAAGAGAGGGCUGAAAAAGAAAGUGUCUGAGAAGUGCCGGAAGAAGAACACUUGUCCUUACUGUGGGGCCUUUAAUGGAACUGUGAAGAAAUGUGGUUUGUUGAAAAUAAUACAUGAAAAGUACAAAACAAAUAAGAAAGUCGUAGAUCCAGUAGUAUCUACUUUUCUCCAGUCCUUUGAAACUGCCAUUGAGUAUAACAAAGAAGUAGAACCCUUACUGGGAAGAGCUCAGGAAAACUUGAAUCCUUUGGUGGUGUUGAACCUCUUUAAAAGAAUCCUGGUGGAAGACAUCCCUCUCCUUCUAAUGAACCCCCAAGCAGGUAAACCUUCAGAUCUGAUCCUCACACGACUCCUGGUGCCUCCACUGUGUAUCAGACCCUCUGUGGUGAGCGAUUUGAAGUCUGGCACCAAUGAGGAUGAUUUGACAAUGAAACUCACAGAGAUAAUUUUCCUCAACGAUGUGAUAAAAAAGCAUAGGAUAUCAGGAGCCAAAACACAGAUGAUUAUGGAAGACUGGGAUUUUCUUCAACUGCAGUGUGCCCUGUACAUUAAUAGCGAACUCUCUGGAAUACCCCUCAACAUGGCACCUAAAAAAUGGACCAGAGGUUUUGUUCAGAGACUUAAGGGAAAGCAAGGUCGCUUUAGAGGUAAUCUGUCUGGAAAGAGAGUGGAUUUUUCUGGCAGAACAGUCAUUUCACCUGAUCCUAAUUUAAGAAUAGAUGAAGUAGCAGUGCCUAUUCAUGUUGCUAAAAUAUUGACCUUUCCUGAAAAGGUGAACAAAGCAAAUAUUAAUUUUAUGAGGAAGCUUGUCUGUAAUGGUCCUGAUGUUCAUCCUGGAGCAAACUUCAUACAGCAAAGGCACACUCAGAUGAAAAGGUUUUUGAAAUACGGGAACCGAGAGAAGAUGGCCCAGGAGCUGAAGUUUGGUGACAUUGUGGAGCGGCACCUGAUAGACGGUGACAUCGUGCUGUUCAACCGGCAGCCCUCUCUGCACAAGCUGAGCAUCAUGGCUCACAUUGCUAGAGUGAAACCUCAUAGGACAUUCAGGUUCAAUGAAUGUGUUUGUACACCAUACAAUGCAGACUUCGAUGGAGAUGAGAUGAACCUUCACCUUCCUCAGACAGAAGAAGCAAAAGCAGAAGCACUUGUUUUGAUGGGGACUAAAGCAAACUUGGUAACACCAAGGAAUGGUGAACCCCUUAUUGCUGCUAUUCAGGAUUUCCUCACAGGUGCCUAUCUUCUUACAUUGAAAGAUACCUUUUUUGAUCGAGCCAAAGCCUGUCAAAUUAUUGCUUCUAUCCUGGUUGGCAAGGAUGAAAAGAUUAAAGUUCGUCUUCCACCCCCAGCAAUUCUGAAGCCUGUAAGACUCUGGACAGGAAAACAGGUUUUCAGCCUCAUUCUCAAACCCAGUGAUGAUUGUCCUGUGAAAGCCAACCUUCGAACAAAGGGCAAACAAUAUUGUGGCAAAGGGGAGGACCUGUGUCACAAUGAUUCUUAUGUCACAAUUCAAAACAGCGAGUUAAUGAGUGGCAGUAUGGACAAGGGAACACUGGGGUCAGGAUCCAAGAACAACAUCUUCUACAUCUUGCUGAGAGACUGGGGCCAGGUGGAAGCUGCAGAUGCCAUGUCACGUCUGGCCAGACUUGCUCCAGUCUAUCUUUCUAAUCGUGGCUUUUCAAUUGGAAUUGGUGAUGUCACGCCUGGGCAGGGCCUGCUGAAAGCUAAGUAUGAGCUGCUGCAUGCUGGCUAUAAGAAAUGUGACGAGUACAUUGAAGCUCUGAACACUGGCAAGUUACAGCAGCAGCCUGGUUGUACUGCAGAAGAGACACUAGAGGCCUUAAUCCUUAAAGAACUGUCUGUUAUCAGAGAUCAUGCUGGCAGUGCCUGUCUCCGAGAACUGGACAAGAGCAACAGUCCCCUGAUCAUGGCUCUCUGUGGCUCUAAAGGCUCCUUCAUUAACAUAUCCCAGAUGAUUGCUUGUGUAGGGCAGCAGGCCAUCAGUGGGUCCCGUGUUCCUGAUGGGUUUGAGAACAGGUCCUUGCCUCACUUUGAGAAGCAUUCUAAGCUCCCUGCAGCAAAAGGCUUUGUUGCAAACAGCUUCUAUUCUGGAUUGACUCCCACUGAAUUUUUUUUCCACACAAUGGCUGGUCGAGAAGGUCUGGUUGAUACAGCUGUGAAAACAGCUGAAACUGGCUAUAUGCAGAGACGUCUGGUAAAAUCCCUUGAAGAUCUUUGCUCACAGUAUGAUUUAACAGUCAGAAGUUCUACUGGUGACAUUAUACAGUUUAUUUAUGGAGGAGAUGGCUUGGAUCCUGCAGCUAUGGAAGGGAAGGAUGAACCACUGGAAUUCAAGCGAGUUCUAGACAAUAUCAGGGCUGUCUACCCAUGCCAAAGUGAACCAGCCCUGAGCAAAAAUGAAUUGGUUUUAACGUCUGAAUCCAUCAUGAAGAAGAAUGAAUUUCUUUGCUGCCAAGACAGUUUUCUACAGGAAAUUAAAAAAUUCAUCAAAGGUGUUUCUGAGAAGAUAAAAAAAACUAGGGACAAGUAUGGAAUUAAUGACAAUGGCACAACAGAGCCCAGAGUUUUAUAUCAGCUGGAUAGGAUUACUCCAACACAACUAGAGAAGUUUCUGGAGACUUGUAGAGACAAAUACAUGAGGGCACAGAUGGAGCCUGGCUCUGCAGUAGGAGCUCUUUGUGCACAGAGUAUUGGUGAGCCUGGCACACAGAUGACUCUGAAGACUUUCCAUUUUGCUGGUGUUGCUUCAAUGAACAUUACUCUGGGUGUGCCAAGAAUCAAGGAAAUCAUUAAUGCUUCAAAGGCUAUUAGCACCCCUAUUAUAACAGCACAGUUGGACAAAGAUGAUGAUCCUGAUUUUGCCCGUCUGGUUAAAGGAAGAAUUGAGAAAACUUUGUUAGGAGAGAUUUCUGAAUAUAUUGAGGAGGUGUUUCUUCCAGAUGACUGUUUCAUCCUAGUGAAGCUGUCUUUAGAGCGCAUUAGACUACUGAGAUUAGAGGUGAAUGCAGAGACUGUGCGCUACUCGAUCUGCGUCUCCAAACUCCGAGUGAAGCCCGGGGACGUUGCUGUCCACGGAGAAGCCAUUGUGUGUGUGACUCCUCGUGAGAAUAGCAAGAGUUCCAUGUACUAUGUGCUGCAGUCCCUCAAGGAAGAGCUACCAAAGGUUGUAGUGCAAGGCAUACCAGAGGUUUCCCGAGCUGUCAUUCAUGUUGAUGAACAAAGUGGAAAGGAAAAAUACAAACUUCUGGUUGAAGGUGAUAAUCUACGAGCUGUUAUGGCUACUCAUGGAGUGAAAGGAACAAAAACAUCCUCUAACAACACGUAUGAGGUAGAGAAAACUCUGGGAAUCGAAGCUGCUCGGACAACCAUUAUCAAUGAGAUUCAAUAUACGAUGGUGAACCAUGGCAUGAGCAUUGACAGGAGACAUGUGAUGUUACUGGCUGAUCUAAUGACUUACAAGGGUGAAGUGCUGGGCAUUACAAGGUUUGGACUGGCAAAAAUGAAGGAAAGUGUGUUGAUGUUGGCUUCUUUUGAAAAGACUGCAGACCAUCUCUUUGAUGCUGCCUACUUUGGACAGAAGGAUUCUGUUUGUGGUGUUUCUGAGUGCAUCAUCAUGGGGAUUCCAAUGAAUAUUGGAACAGGACUUUUUAAACUGUUACACAAAGCAGACAAAGAAUCAAACCCUCCCCAGCGGCCUCUGAUAUUCGAUCAGAAUGAAUUUCAUAUUCCCAUUGUUACAUAGAACUUGGACAUAAAACAAGAUAGCAGACCAAGAAAUAGUAAGCAAACAUAAUUUAAAUUAAGAAAAGUGUAUUAUCAGUUCUAUGUGUCUCAGUAGGAGUGAGCUGGAAAUAAUACCAAAAGAAUUGCCCAAUUGUUCACUGCUUGUUAGUACAGGCUCUGAAAGGAGAGAGUGCACCAGAGAGUGGAAACAAAUUUACAGUACAUUUCACCUGAUAACAUCUUUUUCAUGUAAGAAUGUUCACUUUUUCUGUUACUGUUAAUGGGUACAAGCUGGUAUUAACUCAGUAUUUAUUACACAUGUAUGCAGAUUUUAUUAAAAAACAAAAAGAAAAUUGCACGAGUGUUCUGUGAAUUUGCCCAGAGUGCUUUUGGAAACAUCCUCUCAACAGGAACUGCAGAGGUCUGCAGCUGUUAAGAACAGGAACUUCAGAAAGCUGGAACUGAGUCUGUGAUUAAUUCAUAGUGAGUUCAGGAGUGCUGUUCAAAGUGUUUGAAAUAUUAGCUCUUUGCUUUUGGUAGUUUUAAUUGGUUUUUCUUUGUCCCAAGUUAUUAUCCAGUAAAUUAUUUUCCUCCCCAGGAUUCUGUUUUGGGACCAUAUCUACAAGAAGCUGUACAUUGUGGAUGCUGCUAAAUUCUGAGAAGACUGUUGUAAGAAUAUUGCGAAUUAUAGAUAGCUUUUCAUAUGGUAGCAACAGUCUAGCUGCUAGAAUCAGUAACUGACAGUCUUAGUUUUGGGAAGGUUUCAUAAUUGAGCAGGAUCAUCUGAACAACCUAGUUUUAUUUUAUUCUAGAAAGCAGAAAUUGAAGGGAAUGCUGUUUUUAUGCAUUGCCGUGAAAUAAUUUGGAAGCAUCUUUAGCUUUAGUUUUCAGUUAGCAGUUUUCAGAAUGAAUGUAGAUCUCAAAUAGAGAGAAAGCCCAUAAAUCUUUCCUGUGGUUAAGUUUUAUCCAUUUUGUUUUAUCAUGGGAAAUUGUACUGAUAGUGUUUGGCAUUUUUGAGAAUGAAGAUUCUUUGCAAGGUCUAAAUGAGUGGAGUUUGUAUUGGAACAAAUAACCAUGUCUUUCCUUUUUCAUUUUAUUGGUUGGUUGAUUUCAGGUUUUUUGUUUGGUUGAUUUGGUGGUUUUUUUGUUUGGUUGUUUUGUUUUGGGGUUUUUGUAAAUACAGGAAAAUGGGCUAUUUAAAUGCUGGGUUCACUCCUGUAUGUUGUAAAAUUAAGAGUAAAAUUGUCUUAUUGUCUUAAAUGUGACAAUAAAAAGAGGCAGAGGUAAAGAAUAUGUGAACCUUCUUUACUUCUGCCUCUUUUUAUUUAAGAGUGUAUUAUAUUUCUGUAUAAUUAAUUUAUGGAUGAUCUAACCUCCAUUUCUUUUAUUUGCUUAGUUAGUGAGACAGUAGAGAAUUAUUGAGCUUAAAUCUCAGGUAUUUACAACGUAAAUGAAUAAGUAAUAUAAAUCCUAUCUUGCUUAAAGUCAUUAUGUCUUGUCCUCAGAGCAUGCUCUGAGUCUCAUGAGUGUUUCAACCAAAAAUAGAUUGUUUACAAGAGCACUCUGAAUUAGUAAAUAUUGUUUGAGCUCUCUGUACAGUCAGUAAACAAAUUAGCUGUUGUAUUUCACUCAUAAGCAGCUUUUUUAAGGGUCAGUUUUAACAGUCAAGAAAUGGAACUUCAGAAUAUUAAAAUUUCCAUGUUUAUUCAUUUUUUUAGCUUUCGUUUGAGUUUAAUUUUUUUCAAAUAAACAGUUUUUCACAUUUCUAUUUUCUAACUAAUGUGGUAAUUGAAAUUAGUGAAGUGUAAAUUUUCAAGAAAUAAAUUUGUUUUCAAAGAUCCAUA